Molecule: messenger RNA, 8292 nt
Organism: Neospora caninum
Lineage: Eukaryota; Apicomplexa; Conoidasida; Eucoccidiorida; Sarcocystidae
Product: cw-type zinc finger domain-containing protein,related
Exons: 7
Coding region: 1-8292 (2763 amino acids)
Molecular function (GO): zinc ion binding
Source: RefSeq, a predicted model, not a curated record
AUGGUGUCUGGCGCGGAGAAGCACGACCGCUGGGUCCAGUGCGACAAGUGCGACAAGUGGCGUCGCCUGCCGGGGUGUACAGACACUGAGUACGCGGCGUUGAUGGCCAAUCCGCGGUGGCAGUGCAACAAGAACCGGUGGGACCAGGCCCGCGCGUCUUGCACCGCUCCAGAAGAAGAGGGCGACACUUGCGACUCGAGCCUCGAUGGCUUGCCGUCUUCCCAGCUACUGACUCCCGCGAAUGAGGCGGCGUGCCCCGUCGAUCCCCCGACGAUCCCUCACUCAGCGCGCGGACCGCGCCUCGGCGACGCGGCCAGCGCAGCGCUCGCGUCUCCGGGGCUGUUUCUCGAAGAGAAGUCUCUGGCGGCUUCGGUCCCAGCCGUCUCGGGAUGGGGACGACGCGGAGGCAGCGCGCCGGCGAUGCGGGGAGGCGUCAGGGGCGGGAAAAGCUCUCGAGGCGGGCGACGACAGAACUCGCUGAACAGCGACGGGUUCGUGGCCGUGUCCUAUCCUGUGGAGGAGGCAGAAGACGGUCUCGCGGGGCUCACGCCGGGUCACGUGUCUUCCCACGCGCCUUUCCGCGGCCAAGACGCAGACUUUGCGCCUUUCGAGAGCGAAGAAGACGUUUUCGGACGAGAUGCGUCGCCGAGCCGCUGCUCCCAGGCUGCGUCUCUCUUCGAAGGACACGCCGGGACUUCCGGAAAACGGCGGUUCAAUGUCGCAGCGGCCCAGCGAGGGAAAAAACGGAAGUGCGACGAGACGCCCGACGGCGGGGCCGGAGCGGAGACACCCGCUGAGGCGAACGCGGUCCCCUAUGAGGAGACGGGGCUGCCGGUUUUGGCGACAGCCGGAAACGCGGGAAGAGCGGCUUCUUUAAUCCCGUCUGCGCUUCAACCCAAGGGCCAAGCGUCCGGGCUCGGCGGCGGAUCGGCAGGACAGCCUUUCUCGGCCUCAGGUCCAUCGACGUGUUCGCCUUCUCUUUCCGCUUCUCUGUCAAAUCCAGCUUCUGCCUCGGGUGCACGUGAGCCGCGUCUCGGCUCUCCAGAGCGGAUGGCGCCGACUUCUCCCCCCUUUCCUUCUCUCGAGGCCUUGGCUUCUGGCGGGCCCUCUUCUCGCAUGGAGGAAACUGCCCAUGCACUCGUUCAGUCUCUCGCUGCCGGUGGGUUGAUUGAUCGCGAGAACCUGUCGCAUUUGCUCGCUUCGCUUUCUCAGAAACCGAACGGAUCGCUGGCCUGGGCCAGAGGGAUUGACCUUUCUUCGUCGCUUCUCUCCUCAGCGCUUGCCUCGCAUCUUCGCAACGCCGCGCCUCCUGCCGUGGGAGACGCAAACGACAACAAGACAGGGGAUGCUUCCAAGCAAGGCGACGGUCCAGCGCGCGGCGUUACCGAUCCGCUGGCGACUCCCAGCCUCCCGAACUCCGCUUCUCUCUUGCUGGGAUCUUUGGCCCGCGGGGAGAACUGGCUGUCUCGGCAGGUGCCGGGUGCGGGUGUCAGAGCGUCCCAGCCGCCGUCCGUCGGGCGGGGACUGAAUCUCGCGAAGGCCCCAGAGACGCCAGCCGGCGCGAACACGCAGCGCGCUCCGCAGUUUCCUGUCUCUAGGCAGACUCCGGUUCCCGAAGGCGAAGGCUCCCUCGAAACCCACCACGCGACACAAGCCACAGAUGGGAAGGGCGUCGCAGAGGCGACCAGCGCUGCAGUGGACAACUGGGUUCAGUGUGAAGCGUGCAAGAAGUGGCGACGGCUGCCCGCGAGCGUCGACCCCGAUCGUCUCCCAGACACCUGGCUGUGCGCGAUGACUUUUUGGGACCCUCUCCACGACUCGUGCGAGGCGCCGGAAGAAGAUUACCGAGACACCGUGGCGACGCACCCCGCCGAGCUCUCGACUGCCUCGCCCGGCGUCGCCGUCGCUGCACUCGCCAAUCGGCGCGCUUCAGUUCUCGGAGAGGACGCGACACUCAGCAGAGCCUCUCUGUCGGAAGAGGCGCUCGCGAAGCUCCUGCAGGGGAUGAGCAAAGCGAGCCCUGGGCAACUGGACCUCGCCAGCAUCAAGUCUGCUCUCGGCGGCCGUGCGGCGGGCGGCGAGGGGCGAAGUCUGAGCCCACCCCUCAAGGCGCAGGAGAGAGACGGGUUCGACGAGCGGAAGGCAGGCGCAUUCGACAGGCUCUCGGGCGGCUCUGGAGUCUCGUCGUCUCCAAAGAAGCAGGACCUCGCUUCGUCGCUCGCGCACACGCACAACACGGCGGCUGGUGCCUUCGGGGGCGUGGGCCAAGGAGGCGCGGGGGUGUCUCCUUUCGCCGGCGACCGGCUCCAGGAGCCCGCGAGUCUGUGCGACAAACUCCCGGCCCACCAGACGCCUGGGGGGCGAGGCAGACGGGCGAAGGGAGAACUGCGAGGGAGGAAAGAAGACGAAGACGGCAGGCGGGAAGAAGACGGAGACGGAACAAGGUCGAGAGACAGAGACGACGUCUGGGAUCCGAAAGCCCUCGGAGGUGCAUGCAGUGGACGGAGACAAGGUCUAGGCCACGAUUUAGGUGCGUUCUCCUCCGCCUGGAUGGCUCCAGGAGCGGCAGCUGCCUCUCCCUUCGCCCAGCUCGGCGGCGCGCACUCCGACACGUUGGCAGAUGGAGCUGCAGUGACGGUCUUGCGGAUUCCUCCUGCGGCGCGAGAGUCAGGUCAUCCUCUCGCCGACAGAUUGAUGCUUUACGCUGCAGAUGGGACUGUGGCGAGCUGCCUUGCAUGCGAGUUGCCUUUCCAAACGCUGCAGCUUCGUCUGUUGGAGGCGUAUCGCUACGAGACCCCGUCGCGGGGGGACGCCGCACUGGAUUUUUCGUUUGUCUCUGGGUUUUCCCCGACACCUACGACCUCGACGACGGGCCGGAAGCAUCGGGAAGCAUCUUCAGAUUUGAGUUCGUUUUCACGCGAGAACUCGCUGACAGGCUCCUCGCGCGAAGGGAAAGGGGCCAAGGCCUCGCCGCCCUCGUCCGCGCAUGCGCCGGGCAGAGCGUCCUCGCUCUCUGCUGACGGCAACCUCUUCCCGUUUUCGUGUCUGCAGCUGCUUUCUCAGUUGGGCGAGGCUCCGAGGCCGGACGGCCGGGACGACCGCGACGGUUUCUCGCUCGAUUUCUUGGACAGAAAGGGCGCGUGCGAGGCCCUCGGGAAGUCCGCGUUUGCGGCGCCGGAGACGGGAGACAGGGCGGGAUCUCUCGACGGGGACGAGGCGUACUUUUCGUUCCUCGAGAAGAACGUGAACAGCGCGUUUUCGAAGAACGCGUCGUCUCUGGCGUCGUCGAACGAGAUCUGCGUGAGUCUGGACUUCGCCGCCAACGUCCGCUGGCCCGGGCUGGAGACGCUGUCCUCGGACUCCGAGGAAGAAGACGCGAGGGGCGGACGAGAGGGCGGGCGGGGAAGAGAGCGAGAAGAGGAAGGAAAGUCUCGGAGGGUUGCGGUGGAAAGGCGCGAGAGUGCGAACAGAGCAGACGACCGGCGCCUGCGAUGCAUGCUCAACUCCGUGCGAGAGUUGGUGACGCUCUGCCCGUUGCUGGAAAAGCAGGUGGGAGCGCUGCCGAGUAGGAUCGCGAAGAGCGGAGAAGCCCAGGCGACGCGCGAGGGGUUUGAGGUGCGCAGAGAGCGGGAGAGCGGAAAACCUGGAAGGCAGAGGGACGACGAGCCGAAAACAGAGAGGAGAGAAGGCAGGGCGGGACGCAGAGACGACGAAAAGCGCGACGAAGACGAGCGGAGAGAAGUUGGCCGAGGGCGCCCCUUCGCUGUGUUGGAACUGAAAGACAUCAUCGGCUUGGUGUGCAUGGCGCCUGACGCGUGCGAAGGCGAAGAGGAAGACGAAGACGCCGGGCGGCGAGAACGCGACCGGAAAAAGAGAAAGAAGGGAGGCAACGAGGAGAAAGAAGAGAAAGAAAAAGAGGAAGAGAAGGGAGAGGAAGAGAAAGAAGAGCGAGAGGAAGAGAAAGAAGAGAGAGAGGAAGAGAAAGAAGAGAGAGAGGAAGAGAAAGAAGAGAGAGAGGAAGAGAAAGAAGAGAGAGAGGAAGAGAAAGAGAAAGAGGAGAUUGAGGACGAGGAAGUUGACGAGGACAGGAGAAAGGACUGGCGGAGGGAACGGAUGGAAGUCGAAGAGGAGAGAGAGAAAGCUGACGGGGCGGGAGAAGACCGAGGCCCGAAGCAGGGCGGGGAAGAAAACCGACGAGAGGAGACAUCUGAGCGAGAGGGUGGAGCGUUGUCUCUAAGGUCUGGAGAUGGAGGCGAGGAAGAGGGAAAAGAGACCGAAGGACUGCGGGAGGAGACAGCAAGUCGUGAGGCAGCCGAUGCAGAGGCAGUCUUGCACGAACAAGGAAAGGAAGAGAAGAGGGAAGGCGUGAAGGAGACAGACAACCGCGAUGCCAGCUUCGGACAGGGUGAAGAAGGCAAGCUCGAGAGGCCGAAGAAAGGAGACGGGAGAGCGCGAGAAACAGAAAGUGUGGAGCGGGAGCCAGAAAACGGAAGGGGUGAAGCGGAGGAGGAGACAGAAAACGGAAGUGAUGAAGCAGAGGAGACAGAAAACGGACGAGAUGAAGCGGAGGUAGAGACUGGAAACGGACGAGAUGACGCGGAGAUGGAGACAGUAAACGGACGAGAUGAAGCGGAGGUAGAGACAGGAAACGGACGAGAUGACGCGGAGAUGGAGACAGUAAACGGACGAGAUGAAGCGGAGAUGGAAACAGAGAAGGCUGGAGCUGUCAGAGAGGAGCACACCACUAAGGGGGGGGAAGAAGGAGACGCGCAAAAGCACCGGAAGGCAGAGGGCGAACAGGGAGAGGUCGCGGCUGAAGGAGGAGAGAAGGGCGAGGAGGCAGAGGGAGAGAGCACGAGAGAGGAAGACAAAUCAUGUAACGAGGCCGCGAUGAAGACGGAAGAGGAAAAGGAAGGAGCGGAACAGAGGAGCGAGCAAGGCGAGGGACACGAGGAAGAGACAGGGGAAGCGAAGGUGACAGUCCCCCCGGAUCCCCAGAAAGGAGACAGUUUACGUGUGCAGGACAGAGAUGAGAAAGAAGAUGAGCGACCGAACGAAGAAGACUGUCGUUCUUGUCCGGAUGGUGAACGAGAAGGAAAACGCGGGACAGAGAAGGAAACAGAAGCACACCCACGUUCCCAGAGUGCGCAGAAGAGGAAGCGCAGUGUCGUGUCGACUUCCAGUGAAGAUGAGAAGGAAGGAGGGAAAGCACGGGCCGGAAAGAGAGAUACUCAAGAAAGACAGUGUGGUUUGGUUGAGAAGAACGCCCUCUUGACGCGCGCCAGUUUGCGCGACACGUCUCCUGUAGCACCUGCCGACAGUCCACCCGAAGGCGCAAAGAUCCCGGAGAAAGACAGACAGAGAGACGAGAAAGAGAAAAAACCCACAGUUCCGGAGAUGCCUCUCUCUCCGUCUGUGUCAGACAAGCGGCAGACGAAAACACCAGCCUCCGAGAACGAAGACAGUGGUUCUUCCUUGUCGUCUCUCGGUUCCAGUACGCAGCAGAACCCCUCACGGACUCCGCCUUCCCUGUCUGCCAACAGCUCCUCUUCUCCCUUCUCUCCUUCCUCGUCUUCUUCUUCUUCUUCAGAGUCUCGACCAGCCUCGCUGAACUCGAGCAUGGCGGCGUUUCCCUCGAGAGGGCCGUUGCCUGCUUCGGGAGGACUGGAGUUUCCGUCGCUGAAGUCUGACCCACAGGGUGUCUCCGGCUCUACGGAGAGAAGAGACAGGGCGCCGUCGCUCUCUGAGGCCGGAGACGCCGGCGCGGAUGUGCGGCGCAGUUUGCCGAAUUCCCGCGUGGAGAAGGAGGAAGGCCCUCGAGGGCGAGACGAAGGCAGGGAGGAGGCGGCCGACUUGGGUGGCGCGAGUGCGAAGGCUCUCCUGGAGGCUCCACGAGAGCGGAACACACCGCCCUCGGCGUUUUCCGAGGGCGGGAAGCCCCCGGCUUCUUCGUCUUUGGGGAUUUCCCCGGAAGAACGCCGCUUCUCUCGCCACACGACUAGUGCGCGCGGCUCUUCUUCGCAGUCCUCUGCGUCUGUCUUUUCCACUUCGCCGAUGUCUUCUUCUGUCCCCUCUUCGCGGAGCUCCUCACCUUCCACCACCGCGAAGAGGACCUCACAGCAAGAGCGGGAGAGAACCACGAACGCUGCCUCGGCUGCGCUGUCAAAAUCCGGACUGGGCGACUCGAGUUGCGAGAACAAAUCGUCUGCGGUAUCUUCGCAGGGCGCGGCUUUUCUGAGUUCUGGAGAGGGACCGUCUGAGUCUUGCGACGAGUCGCCAGCGGGGAAGUUCCAGGGCGGAGACAGCGCAGCUUCAGGCGCAGUCAGUGGCGGCAGAGAGGCGGGCGAGGAGCCGGCAGGGAAGACCGAGAAAGACGAGCCCUGUGAGAAAGCAGACACCUCGAGGGACCGAACGGUGUGGAGAGUCCAUGGAGACGAACCGCGGGGUGGGGGCAAAAAGAGACAGGAGCGGAAGGAAGAUGAACAGAGAGGCGUCCCGAGGCCCUCGAGCCCAGUGGAAACGUUGUCGGGUGACCAAAGUCGGACGUCGUCGCGACAAGGCUCGCCGACCCGCAAAGGCUGGGCUCUGCAGCGCGAGAGGCGAGGAGACACCAGGCGAGCGGAAGACCGAGAGAGACAGGGAGACCGCAGCCGGUCGCCGUCCGAGCCGGGGUUGCCUCCGCCUUCGCCGAUGUCUUCGCCGCCUUCUCCGGGGCCUCGUGAUUCUGGCGGCCUCGCAGAGUCUCCGCGUUCGCUUCCAUCCUCGCCGUCCUCGUCUCUGCCGCCGGCGUAUCCCGCGGCGCUGCCUCCGCUCCCGCCCGGGAGGACUGCGCCUUUCCGUCCCUCUCCGUACUUCUCGCCUGCUUCCUCGCCUCACAGCUCGCCCCCGCCUCCGCUUCACCGGCCGGGGCCGAGCCGAGAAGAGCGAGGCGGGGAGGCUUCCUUUUCUUUUGGCUCUGCGCCGCCCAGCUCACAAGGCGACGGUCUCCUCGGGCCAGGGCGCCCCGGCACGCGACCGUCCUUUGACCGGCUCCGCCGGGAGAAGUGGCGGCAUCCCCCUUCCUUUUCGGGCCCUCGCCGAGGGGUUGCGCCUGCGCCCGAACCAGAAAGCGACGACUUUUCGAGCAGUUCUUUGAAGAACGCCGCGAGAGGCUUCAGCGGGGGCGACCGCGACGCAGAGCGAAACGGGGAUCGGCGCGAUCCCGGCCCGGGCCCGCGAGGCAGCGGCGUUGUGGGGUCGCGACGGGGCGCUGGAGCCUCAACUGUCUCUUCUGGUGCGCCCGUGACGGUCCUGUCGCCGCCGGCUCCGGGAGAGCCCCACGCGCGCCCUAUGCGCCCGAGGAUCCUGAAUCUCCCCUCGCGUAUCUCUUCUGGGCCGAACCUUGUUCGGGGAUCGUCCUUCUUUUCCCGUCCUGGCCGUGGCGGGGAACCUUCGCACUUCGAGGAAGAGUUCCUGGGCACUGGAGGCCCGAGCGGGAGCCCGAGCAGCUCCGGCGAGGGCCGCGCCCUGUUGGGCCCGGGGCCGCCCGCGGGGACGGCGAAGGCCCGCGGCGGGCCCCUGUUUGGCGGGCCCGAGAAGCGAGACAGAAGGCCCGGCUACGAAGGAGACAGGGGCGAUCCUCAGUGGGGCGAGACCCAUAAAGGCUCCGACCACGCUUCCUCGCGGCAUGCGUUUUCCUCCACCGGGCGACCCGUCUGGGGCGGCGGGCCUUUCCCCUAUGCAGGGGCAGAAGACGCGGGUGUCUCUUCUUCGGGCCCGUCGCUUCCUUUUGGGAGCGGCGCGGGCGACUUCCCCGCAAGACCUGCGGCGCCGCCCGUUCUGCUCCCUCCGCCGACCUCGUCCUUUUUCGACUCAUCGAAAGCGGGCUUCUCUGCCUAUGCUUCCGCCACGCCUUCCUCCUUCUCGUUUCCCUCUCGGGCGCUCGGCGACGGGGGCAACGGAGUCGGUGGAGCCCAACUAGCCGGAGACAGCGGAGACAGCAGCGCCCUGCUGCCGCUGCCGCCAAGACGAGGCGAAGGCUGGGGAGACGAAGAGAGAGAGCGAAGGCGAGGCGGAGGCGGGUCCGGUUCAGAUUCUUUCUUUUAUCAAAACGAAGACUCCGUCUCCUUUCGCAGGAGCACCAGUCGGGAGACUCUAGACAUGCACGGAGGGGGGGAAGGGGCGGUCCUCAGGCGGGGCGAAGGGGCGACCCUCAGGCCUGGAGGCGGGGCGUGGCACGGUGGCGAGAGAAGAAGCUCAGGAGAACUAGGCGGAGCAGGCUACCGCGCUUCGCAUCGAAGAAGAGACGAUUAA